AUGCAAACUUUUAUGAAGAUACCGCUGGCUACUGUGUUAUGCUGGCUGCUCUUACUGCUGAUUACCUUGUGUUCUGCAAAUGACAACAACAGCAGCAAACCAAGUGACAAGGUGAGUUUGUUUAAUCAAACAUUGUAAUAAUAUGUACUAUGAGAAUUGAAAGUCAGUCAAUGGUACCUGAACUAUUAACCUGAAAGAAUUGAGUGAGGUAGAAUGAAUGAAGUGAUUUUUUUAUGUAAGGGUGCUUGAGUGACGUUGAUUGAUUGACUUAAUCGACUGAUCAUGAAUUAAAACGGAAUGAAUUUUUAAAUUUUUCAUUUAGAGUAUUCCUCAACCGACUUCACCUUAUGGCUCCUGUGGUCAUGGUGGGUGUUUCUGUGCACCAGGAAUUCCAGGCAUCCCAGGAAGCCCCGGACCCGCGGGACCAGCAGGUACCGCGGGAUCACCUGGCAAUCAUGGACCUGAAGGACCCAUGGGCCCACGAGGAAAGAAAGGUGAUGAAGGAGACCGUGGAAGACCGGGAGCAACAGGCAGCAAAGGAGUUAAAGGACCUGCAGGCCCGGCAGGUCCACGUGGGGACAAAGGUGAAGCAGGCUCAGCUGGUUCUCCUGGAAACAAGGGUGAUACAGGUGUUCGUGGAAAGCAAGGUCCCCCUGGUCCCAAGGGACCUCAAGGACCCUCAGGUUCAGCUGGUUCCCCUGGAAACAAGGGUGAUACAGGUGCUCGUGGAAGUCAAGGUCCCACAGGUCCCAAGGGUGCUCCAGGAUCCUUUGGUCGUAAUUGGAAACAGUGCGUUUUUAAGAAUCUGGGCGAAAACAAGGACUCUGGAUUGAUCAAGGUAACAACUGCAUGAGUUUGUUGUUCUAGAUUAAAUAAAAAAAUCCGGCGUAAAUUAAAAAUUACUGAUACAUAAAGGUCUAGCUUUGAGAUUCGAGCGAAGUGUAAAUCUUACUGGUUAUUACGCCAUUUGAAGAAAAAAAAAUGGGUGUAUCUGAUAUUUAACUAUUUACUCAUGGGAUGACACGGAAUGCAAGAAAAAAUUCGAAUGACAUUACCUAUUACGUUUAUAGGAUACACCUAUAUCUUCUGGUCUGAAUUUGAGUAAACCCGCCAUGGUAACUAUAACUUGUUCCCACGGUUUGCCCCUAUGACGUNGAAACAAGGGUGAUACAGGUGUUCGUGGAAAGCAAGGUCCCCCUGGUCCCAAGGGACCUCAAGGACCCUCAGGUUCAGCUGGUUCCCCUGGAAACAAGGGUGAUACAGGUGCUCGUGGAAGUCAAGGUCCCACAGGUCCCAAGGGUGCUCCAGGAUCCUUUGGUCGUAAUUGGAAACAGUGCGUUUUUAAGAAUCUGGGCGAAAACAAGGACUCUGGAUUGAUCAAGGUAACAACUGCAUGAGUUUGUUGUUCUAGAUUAAAUAAAAAAAUCCGGCGUAAAUUAAAAAUUACUGAUACAUAAAGGUCUAGCUUUGAGAUUCGAGCGAAGUGUAAAUCUUACUGGUUAUUACGCCAUUUGAAGAAAAAAAAAUGGGUGUAUCUGAUAUUUAACUAUUUACUCAUGGGAUGACACGGAAUGCAAGAAAAAAUUCGAAUGACAUUACCUAUUACGUUUAUAGGAUACACCUAUAUCUUCUGGUCUGAAUUUGAGUAAACCCGCCAUGGUAACUAUAACUUGUUCCCACGGUUUGCCCCUAUGACGUCGGUAGCAUCGCAGGCACGCUAUCCACAGUUGAGGGUAUAAAGAUGUUAAAGUCAAGUAGCAUAGCUAAAGCCAACUGAAAAGUCAGAGGAGUUAAAACAAUUCCCUUCCUCUUUUCAUUGUGAAAAUACGAGUAUGUUGAUUUCUUUGCGUUACAGUGAGUGAAAUCCACGGUUUUCAGGUCCGUUUUUCUAGACGAUCAUGUCAUUGUUUAUCUCUGAUGUUUCAUUUUGGUUCACCUCGUUUUGAUCUUUCCUCCUCUGUUGAUUUUUAAGGAGUGCAUUUUCAAGAAAGCAUCAGCCACUACUGGGUUGCGCGUCUUUUGGAGUGGCACUCUUCGUCUCUACAACUGUCAUGCAUGCUGCAGACGAUGGUAUUUCACUUUCAACGGCGCAGAGUGUUCAACACCGGCUCCCAUUGACGGAGUGGUAUACAUGAUAUAUGGAAAUAGUGCGAGAAAGGAUUUACACCGCGUACGUCACAUAGAAGGAGUCUGUGAGAAAAUCCACAAGGGUACUGUUCGCGUGGGAUUCUGGGUCGGUAAUUGUGCCGGUUACGGAUCUGCUGAUGCUUACACAGGCUGGAACUCAGUAUCCCGAUUGUACGUGGAAGAAGUACCUUCCCCACAGGCUUAA
Porites evermanni is the source of this 2332-nucleotide messenger RNA. The record is from the annotation of a GenBank genome assembly. NCBI's taxonomy places the organism in Eukaryota, Metazoa, Cnidaria, Anthozoa, Scleractinia, Poritidae.